GCUAAUAAGCCUAGGUUCACAAUUAGCAGUACGAUUGGAAGGUAUCCCCGAUAUUUGUUAUAUUAGGCACACCGACUAUACCCACAACACAACAUAACAAGUAAGCGUACUGCUCAUAAUUUAAACUCAAAACGCAUCCGAUAUAUUUACAGUGACGUUAGGCCUAUAUAUGAUUUGAUUAGAGAUAAGGUUGGAUGGCUUGAUGGCUUCUUAGUUUAAAAUAUUUUGGAGAGAAAACUAAGCAUGAGUGAUGAUAACUUGUUUUAUGUACAACCGGUGCGAGGUGCCACGCGUAUUUCUUCCAUACUAUUUGCAAUAGUGAAAACUAGAACAAGUUAACGUUUGUCGUCCGCCUUAACUCGGGCUUUUCGUACUCUUAUUACACAGCUUUAUAGGUCCGCGUUGGCAUGUAUAGUAAAACGCUAUUUCGGGUCUGAAUACAUUGCAGAUUAACACAAAUAUUACGCUUUUUGUACUUUUCUUUUUGCCUUUCUCUUAUCGGCGAAUGGAAUUGGCUGGGAGUGUAGAAGCUGUGUUGUUUGGCUCCCCCCGAGUUGAAGCCGUCCUUGUGCAUACUCUGCAUGUCACAGGAUUUGGUCUCUCCUCUCUUUCUGUAGCUGUUGUAGGACUGGCUAUGUCCACCACUACUUCCGGGUUCCGUCAUUUCAGUCUCCCGCCGAUCAGCGCAGCAAACUGACUCUGUUCUAUAAGCAAGCUAGCAGCCAACCUGCCAACACUCGCUGACACUCACUCAUCUCGGACCGCGAGAUAGACUAAAUACCUACGGGGGAAAGGAAAGAUCUGAAUUGCAAUCUCUUAAUUUCUUUUUCUUUUUACAGUAAUAAUAAAACAAAUAGCGAUCCGGAGGCACAAAGUGGACGCGGACUUGCUGGAUGAAAACGGGCUAAAAAGAUUCACCCUCUCUUGAACAUCAUCACCAAACAUCAUUCAUUCAUUACCUUGACAACCCCUGGCUUUGAUUGACAGUUGGAGUGGCAAAAAGCCAUGAGACACGACAGUUUAGUUACAUGCAGGUUGUUGAUGGGCCGAUUGUAACCUUCAGGUGCUGCUUUAAUUAUUUUUUUUUGGGGGGGGGAGAGGAAAACAAGAAAAAUUGCACAACUCCUGAUGCUUCUGCUUGUACUCUACCACAUUGGAGAAUAGGAGAAUUUGCAAAGAAAAGUUGGUUUGAAAAAGGAAUCGUACCAGUAAAUCACUUUCUAACCGGACUGGGAUAUUAAAUAUACGACACAUCCAGGAGUUUAUUGGAGAGCAGCCUGAUGGCGCAAAGGUACGAUGAGCUGGCCCAUUAUGGUGGGAUGGACGGAGUCGGGCUCCCGGCGUCUAUGUACGGAGAUCCGCAUGCUCCACGGCCGCUACCCCAAGUCCAUCACUUGAACCAUGGACCACCGAUCCAUGCCAGCCAGCACUACGGUGCUCAUGCACCCCAUCCCAGCGUUAUGCCUAACAGCAUGGGCUCCGCUGUCAACGAUGUUUUAAAGAGGGAUAAAGAUCAAAUUUAUGGUCACCCAUUAUUCCCGCUGCUCGCGCUGGUUUUUGAGAAGUGCGAGCUGGCGACGUGCACUCCGAGGGAGCCUGGGGUAGCAGGCGGCGAUGUCUGCUCCUCUGACUCCUUCAACGAGGACAUCGCAGUCUUUGCCAAACAGGUCCGAGCAGAAAAACCUUUAUUUUCAUCAAAUCCAGAGUUGGACAAUUUGAUGAUACAAGCCAUACAAGUAUUACGAUUUCACCUUUUAGAAUUAGAAAAGGUGCACGAGCUCUGCGACAAUUUUUGCCACCGGUACAUCAGUUGUUUGAAAGGAAAAAUGCCAAUAGAUCUAGUUAUUGACGAGCGGGAUGGCAGCUCGAAGUCGGACCAUGAAGAGCUCUCAGGAUCUUCGACCAACCUAGCCGAUCACAACCCAGCUUCCUGGAGAGACCACGAUGACGCCACCUCCACACACUCGGCCGGCACACCAGGGCCCUCCAGCGGGGGCCACGCUUCACAGAGCGGUGACAACAGCAGCGAGCAAGGAGAUGGUUUAGAGAACAGCGUGGCGUCCCCUGGCACAGGUGAUGACGACGACCCGGACAAGGAGAAGAAGAGACAGAAGAAGCGCGGUAUCUUCCCCAAGGUGGCCACCAACAUCAUGAGGGCGUGGCUGUUCCAGCAUCUCACGCACCCGUACCCUUCUGAAGAACAGAAAAAGCAGCUAGCCCAAGACACAGGCCUCACCAUCUUACAAGUAAACAACUGGUUCAUUAAUGCCAGGAGAAGAAUAGUACAGCCCAUGAUUGACCAGUCAAAUCGAGCAGGUUUUCUUCUUGAUCCUUCAGUGAGUCAAGGAGCAGCGUACAGUCCGGAGGGCCAGCCCAUGGGCAGCUUUGUACUGGACGGCCAGCAGCACAUGGGGAUCCGACCAGCUGGGCCUAUGAGUGGAAUGGGGAUGAAUAUGGGCAUGGAUGGGCAAUGGCACUACAUGUAACCUCCAUCUUGUAAAGCAAAACGCAACGAAAAAGGGGGAAGGCUUCAAGGCAUGCCAGGGGAGUACGUACCUCAGAGUGGUCCUAUGGGCAUGAGCAUGGCCCCGCAAAGUUACACCCCUCCUCAUCAGAUGACCCCUCACCCCACCCAGCUUCGACACGGACCCUCCCUCCACCCCUAACUGCCCGGCCCCCAUCACCUUCAUCACACCCACCAUCCCCAUCACUCAGCCAUGCUGAUGCACGGAGGACCCCCCUCUCAACCAGGAAUCACCAUGUCUGCACAUAGCCCCCGGCCACCCCCCGCAGAGCCCCAUUGACCCCAGCGCUGGAGGACAAGGCCUGGACAUCCACGCCCAAUUGUAUAAGGGAACUUUACUACCACAAUGACGUCAACAUCAUCAACAACAACAGCAGCAGCUACUAAGAGAAAAAAACAACAACAACCCUACAACAAAGCUAUUUUCAGAAAACAUUUCAGAAUAAAAACGCAAAGCCCUUUGACCGGAAUUAGACAUUAAAAACAGAAUUCCAGAUGAGCUGUGAUGAUUUUUUCCUUUUUUUUUUUGUUUUUACUUGUCAAUUUUGUUACUUUCAUCCAAAUGGAGGACCAAGCUGACAUGAACACUUUGUCUUGGGCUUUUGUUAAAGAUCAACAGAUGUUCUAACAACGGACACGUGCAAACACGGACACGCACACAACUCAAGACACACACAUACAAACACAGUACCCACUCUCUCCAGUGACACGUUCAACUCAUUUUCAAAUGAAAUCACUCUGGAAAAUUGAGAGAAAAAAAGAGAAGAAAAGAUUCCCAAGAGUUAUAACUACUGUAGUAUAAAAAUUAUAGAAACGAAGUUAAAACGUGUGCAUUUUUCGUUGAUCACUCAAUUUAUGUUUCCUGAGCUAGUUAUAGAAUUAAAGGUUAAGCCUUUCUCUCACACUGUGUGUGCUCCUUCCUGGAGGAGAAACUGUCUCGGUGGUGCAGCAGCACUAUAAAACAGAAAAGAUGGAACAUCUCAACAACGGACUCCCAUUCGCUCCCAACCAGAGCAACAGGCAGAACAGGCGCUGUCCCCAUAGAGAACAGGGCAUGAUGGGAAAAGGCUGCUAAAUGACAUCUGAUCUCUCCAGAAGAUUCAGUUUAAAAAUGUUUCAUGCCCCUCAUUUUUUUGGUUCAUGAAUGAAUGUUGCCCUGUAGGUAUAUAAACAAAAGUUAUUAGUUUGAAUUGCCCAAGCACUGGAUUGUGUUGGUUUUAUACAUUUUUAUUUUAUUUUAUUUUUUUGUAUCCUGGACUCUCAUUGACAGAGCCUAUUGAAGGAAGCUAGUGGAAAAGCAGCAUCCUACUUUGCUUCUUUGCCUCUGGAUAAACAUACUUGCCAUAUGGACAAUACUGACACAAUGGUGGAUUCUUUGGCACUGGGAGAAACAAUUGAUGGUUGAUGCACCAAAAAACAUAAAAAAGACAAAAAGACAAAAAAAUAACUUAAAUUAUGAACUCAAAGCUUUGGGAAAAAGCUAAGAGAAUAUUGCAACAAACUUCGUACAGAGUUCAGUCUAUUAAUUGUUUCAUGUUAGAUAUUCUAUGUGUUUACCUCAAUUGAAAAAGAAUGUUUUUGCUAGUUUCAGAUCUGCUGUGGCAUUGAUAUUGUAUGUCUAUGAAUUCCUUCCUUUUUCAGCACGUGUUCCUCACUAGAUGAUACAAUGCCAUCUCCCUUAAGCUUUGUCAAAAAUACAUUAUUAAAUACUUGUAUGAGGACUGUGACGUAAUGUUUAAAAGGUGUUCAGUCACAAAUGCUGUAAUAAAUAUUUCAUUUUUGAUUUUUGUUA
Oncorhynchus mykiss (rainbow trout) is the source of this 4316-nucleotide messenger RNA. Its product is annotated as homeobox protein Meis2. NCBI's taxonomy places the organism in Eukaryota, Metazoa, Chordata, Actinopteri, Salmoniformes, Salmonidae. Gene Ontology annotation, molecular function: DNA binding. The record is from RefSeq and is a predicted model, not a curated record. Gene Ontology annotation, biological process: regulation of DNA-templated transcription.